This is a messenger RNA of Rhincodon typus (whale shark), 990 nucleotides long. RefSeq names its product leucine-rich repeat-containing protein 52-like. Gene Ontology annotation, molecular function: protein binding. NCBI's taxonomy places the organism in Eukaryota, Metazoa, Chordata, Chondrichthyes, Orectolobiformes, Rhincodontidae. The record is from RefSeq and is a predicted model, not a curated record. Gene Ontology annotation, cellular component: plasma membrane. The transcript has 2 exons. Bases 1 to 990 code for a protein of 329 amino acids.
AUGGAUGAGUGGUUCACUGUUUUCCCUUUCUGCUUGAGGUUGCUGAGUGUUUUUUUGCUGUUUGGAAUGCCUGCGGUUGCCGGCUGCUCCACCGAAUGCAUCUGCACCCAGUUCCUGACGAACUGCACAGGGAGUCAGCUCCAGCAGGUCCCUGCUGGGAUCCCAUUCAGUACCCAGCAGCUUAUCCUGUCCGACAACAACAUCUCCAUCCUGCCCCCGCUCGCCCUCAACUACCUGGGCGGUCUGGUGUACCUGGACUUCAGGAACAACUCCCUCACCGAGAUCUCGCACAGCUCCUUGCUCAACCUGAAGAUCCUGGCGUACUUGGAUCUCAGCCGCAACCAGCUGCGGAGGAUCACCCACCUCAGCUUCAAGUCCCUAACCAGUAUGGUGGUGCUGAAGGCGAGCCGCAACAGGGAGCUGACCUUCAUUGACCACCGCGCGUUCUCCACAAACGAGAAACUGCAAGAGAUUGACAUAAGCGGCAAUGGACUGACUUUUAUUGAUGCCAGCAUGUUAGAGGCACUUCCACACUUGCGCUCCGUGCGGAUGUCUGGGAAUCCUUGGACCUGUAACUGCAACGCGCAGAAUUUAAGCAACUGGAUGAGAAAAAACAGAAGGAUCAUUCCAGAUGCUGCUAAUGUCACAUGCACAUUUCCAGAUUCUUUACAAGGAGUCCUUGUCAUGGAAGCUGCAGAUAAACUUUACUCACUUUGCCAGAGAAAAAGGCAACUCAGAUCAAGAGAAGUCCUAUAUUUUUGUCUUAUUGGCCCAGGAUUAUUUUCCGCAAGCAUUGUUCUCAAUUUUACUUGCAGUUUACUGAUGGCUCACUUCAAGAGAUUCAAAAGGAAAGAGCUCAAGCGUUAUUGGAAACUUCGCAGGGCCAUCUCGUUUAAAUAUUCAAGGCGGCCGAAUGUGAUAACUCAGGAACACAUUGCCAAAGCCAAUACAAAUAUAAAUGUUCAUUUAGGAACAAAACACAAUGGAUGA